Messenger RNA from Lagenorhynchus albirostris (white-beaked dolphin), 2632 nucleotides. It is a transcript of the gene TMEM45B, whose product is annotated as transmembrane protein 45B. NCBI's taxonomy places the organism in Eukaryota, Metazoa, Chordata, Mammalia, Artiodactyla, Delphinidae. The transcript is spliced from 6 exons. The coding region runs from base 99 to 929 and encodes 276 amino acids. The record is from RefSeq and is a predicted model, not a curated record.
GGGCGCUCGCACCUGCGGGGCGGCAGCUGCACUCGGCGCGCAAAGCGGCCACGGACUGACGGCUCGUAGGCGCUCGGCGCAGGUAUCCUGGGACCCCGAUGGCAAAUUUCAAGGGCCACGCUCUCCCAGGGAGCUUCUUCUUGAUAGUUGGACUGUGGUGGUCAGUGAAGUACCCACUGAAGUACUUUCACCAAAAGGGGAAGAGCAGCCGACUGACUCACCACUAUCAGCGUCUGGAGGUCACUGAGGCCGCCAUCAGAACUUUAUUUUCAGUCAUCGGCAUGCUGGCAGAGCAGUUUGUUCCCGACGGGCCCCACCUCCACCUGUCCCACGAGGACCACUGGGUAAAGCUCAUGAACUGGCAGCACAGCACCAUGUACCUGUUCUUUGGGGUCUCGGGACUCGUGGACAUGCUGACCUACCUCAUCACCCACAUCCCCUUGGGGCUGGACAGACUGGUCAUGGCUGUGGCAGUUUCCAAUGAAGGCUUCCUCUUGUACCACCAUGUCCACCACCGGCCACCGCUGGACCAGCACAUCCACUCCCUCCUGCUGUGUGCCGUGUUCGCGGGGGCUGUCAGCCUCACCUUGGAAGUGAUCCUCCGGGACAACAUCGUGCUGGAACUCUUCCGUACCAGCCUCGUUAUCCUUCAGGGCACCUGGUUCUGGCAGAUCGGGUUCGUGCUGUUCCCGCUUUUUGGAGCACCCGAAUGGGACCAGAAAGAUGACGCCAACAUCAUGUUCAUCACCAUGUGCUUCUGCUGGCACUACUUGGCCGCCCUCUGCAUUGUGGCCAUCAGCUACUCGCUGGUUUACUGCUUCCUGACACGGGUAAAGAGGCCUGGAGACAGAGAAAUCAUUGGGAUUCACAAGCUGAAGUCAGAUCACACCUACCAGAAGAUCCUCCUGAGCGGCUCUGAUGAGGACUAGGGCGGCCAUCGGUCACCAACGGAGGACGGAGUGUCCUCUGGGGGCACAGCUGGUGGUCAGUGGGGCAGCUCCCUUCCUUCACUGAAACCCCCAUUGUGAUCCACUCUCAAGGGUCUGUAUAUUUGCAUCUGCUCAUUUAACCAACUGAGGUCUCUGCUGCUGUGGUAUACUUUGUAGAGAAAAACGAAGCCAGCCUUUAUUUGUGUCUCAGUGUGAAGAGAACUCAGACUCUGAAAGUUUCAGAACAGGAAGUGACCUCAUGGGUGAAUUCAGAAUAUGAAUCCAGCAGAAUUUACUGCUUUUGAUAAUUUAGCCCUUUUGCCCUCAAGAAGGCAGGUACUUUCUUAUCAGAAGGUGAAUGACAGAGCCUUUAUUUUAGAGAUAUAAUUCUAAUCCGUAUUUUUUAAAGUAAAAUAAUUCACGAGCUUUGGUAUUUUUAAACAUGACUUGCUAAGCAUCUCCUAACUAAUCAUAACGUUCCGGAGUACUGCAAUACCACUCGCUGUUGACAAGUGAUGAAGUUGGGCCAAAGGUGAUUUUUUUGGUUAAAUCAGGAAGCUAGUGAGUGGUCCAGCUGAGAGCUGGAGCCCAGAUAUUCCGACUUCUCAAAAGUACCCUAGUAAGAGGGUGCUGACAGGAAACCUCUAUAAUGAGGUGGAGAGAAAAAUGUCAGGUUAUGGAAGGCCUUGAAUUUCAACAUAGCUGAAAGCAAAAGAUAAGAAUCCUGCAAAGGACGUGAAUCUUGCACUAGUGACAUAAAGUCUUGAUACUCGAAUCUUGGUUCUGGACCUGUUCUUUUUUUUUCUUUACGUUUCAUUCAACAAAUAUUUAUUAAUCAUCUGCUUUGCACCAGCACUGAAAUGGUUGUAAGGAUUAACGAAAUAUGUGUCCAGCAAAGAAUUCACAGUCUAAAGGGAGAGAUAUAAGCAGUUAUGUGCACGGUGACUGGUGCCCUAAGGGGUAAGUACAGAUACCAUGGGAAACGAAGGAGGGGAGGAGAAGGUGUGUGUUUGGGGGGUGCCCUACAGAAAAGCACAUUCCAGGAACAGAGAAUCCAGGCACAAAGACAGUGAGAGCACGGAAGAACGCGGACGGUUAAUCAAGCUCUGUAAACUGGUAAAAGUGGGUUAGGACAAAUCUGAAAGGUCAUAGGGACCCACAGUGCCAUUCAUUUGUACAGUAUUUCCCAGACCUUAAACUGCUUUCUAUCUCGUUUGACUCUCACAACCACCUGUACUGCAAGAACAUCAGGGCUCUUCAGAGAACCGGAUCAGCCUAAGGCCACACAACCACGAAGUCCUAAAGCCAGCCUUCAAGUAGGACUCAGAGGCCAGCUUCUCUCCCGCUAUGCCCUUCACUACUUCACACCAACAUGGCAGGGAUCGGCUGUGUGAAGCACGUAUGCUCUUUGGAAGGAAUGCUGUACUUACACGAAGGGCAACCUCCCACGGUCAGCCAGCAUCUCAGGGUCGAAGCCACAUCUUAGGGAUUAAGCAUGAGCUACUUGAAGACACUGAAUUUUGAGAAGAGAACCCGGGAGCCCCCUUUCAGGACCCACUUUGGCCUGCCUGCUGAGUAGGAACCCAAAUGUUCAUUUAGCAAGUCCUGAAUGAAGCAUGUUCUAUCCAGCAAGUUCUACUGUUGGCCAUUAAUGUAAAACGUGUUCUUGCCUCAGGGACUGGAGAUGGGAAGAAGGAACACAG